AUGUCAAGUUAUCUCACAAGAAAACCAACCAUAAAUCUUUAUCCAGAUUCUCCAAAAAUUGGUGCUUUUGAAAAACAAUUGUCAUUGAUUAAAACACCAGAAUUACUUUUAAAUGAUACACUUUCACCAAUUACAUAUGAUUUAAGUGAUGAACCAAUUUCAUUAGAUGAAUUAUCACCUUUGGAUCAUAGUUCAGUUGAUAGUGGUGCUGCUCAAUUAGAAAAAAAAUUAAAUUCAUUAAGAAAAUCUAAUAGAUUAAUCACUUCAAGAUCAAGACAACAACAAGCUGAAGCACAAGCUGCUAAAAUAAAGAAGCAAGCAAUCGAAUCAAUUAAAACACCAAAAUUAGCAUCACCAAACUUAUCAAGUAUUAAUCGUGUUGGUUCAUUGAAAUUCAAAGUUCCAACUGAAGAGAUUAAACAAUUAAGAUCUGAACUUGAACUUUUCAUAACAAACAUAGUUCACUUUAUUGGUGGUGUAACAAGAAAUGAUGUUGAAGUUUUCUUUGAUGGCUUAUCAGAAAUUAUUAUUGGUGUAUUUGUUAUAUUUGGUUGUGAAAUUAUGAGCUUGAGUAAAGAUAGUUUCUUGGUUUUAGUUCAAUUAGUUACUGUUAGUGUUAUUAGAAUUGGAUUUAGAAACGUUGAUUAUGAUUCAUUAUUAUUUCAAAGUCCAAUUGUUUCAAUUUUUGAAAAAUCUAAUCUUCCAAAUACCGUUAAAAGAUCUAUAACACAUUUAAUCACAAUGUUUCAAGUUCAUCUUUUAUUAUCUACAUUUCGUGUUACAGCUUCAUUUAAAUCAAGAUAUUAUAUUGAAGAGUCUAAAAUUGAUUCAUUAACGAUUAUGGGAUUAGGAUUAAUUAUGGUGCUCUUAUGUUUAAACUUGUUACUUAAUGCUUUACCAGCAUCUCGUCGUUAUUCAUCAUGA
Molecule: messenger RNA, 924 nt
Organism: Hansenula ciferrii
Lineage: Eukaryota; Fungi; Ascomycota; Saccharomycetes; Phaffomycetales; Wickerhamomycetaceae
Exons: 1
Coding region: 1-924 (307 amino acids)
Source: RefSeq, a predicted model, not a curated record